AUGUUGCUGCUUUUACCACUGGAAAUCAUUGAAAAGAUCGGUUCACAAUUACCACAAAAUGAUUUACUUUCCUUAAUGACAACCAAUCAUUACUUUCGCAACCUUUUGCAUCCGCGAUUAUACUCAGUGAUUAUAUUUGACUCAUCACCACAUUUAUUUGAUUUUGAUACCAAGUCAUUGAAUGCAUUCAAACAACAUCGCAAUGAUUACAAGAUAGAUGGGAGAUUUGUGAAAGGUGUGAGGAUAAGAUCAGUGUUUGCACUUAAAACAUUUAUAAAGAGUGUCGUCAAGUAUUCCCAUCAUGUAAAGGGGUUGUUGGUUAUGAAUUUACCUGAUAUAUCAGACUUGGAAGUGUUUGAAUACUUUAGAGCUAUUUUACCAUUAAUGAUCCAGUUGCAAAUCUUUUCAUGGAACCAUAGCGUGUCAUUUCCAUUGAGUUACUUGAAAUACAAUACACUGAUUCGUAUGAUGAGUGGGAUGAUCGAAACUGACUGUUGUGCUGAGUUUCCAUACAUGAAGGAGGGAGUAUACACCAAAAUAAACAACGUCCAAAAUCUUGAAACAAUAACUUUCAGAAACAUAGAUUUAACUGAUUUGGUAUACGAUUUUAGUAAAGUCAAGACCUUGGCAUUGGAUAAUUGUAAAUACAAAAGAGACUAUUUACUCGCUCAAGACUUUGCAAUGUUGGAAGAAUUGUCAAUCAUAGUUGAAGACGACCCGUCCAUAGUCAAACUUUUGACAAAGUUGAACCUCAGGACAUUGUCGUUGAAGACAGAGUCGUCCGUAGCUGGAUUGCUUCGCAGAUUGAACUCCAGAAUCAUGCGUUUGGAAUUGCACUCCCAAUUAGAUAUAAAUACAUUGAAACAAUUGACAAGAUUCACCAAUUUGAAAUAUUUGCAACUAUCCAUUUUGGAGAAAGAUAUUCUUGAAGUGUUGCCAUUUAUACCACAACAUAUUCAGUUCCUCAAAUUAGAUGUAAUGGAGACAACCGAGCGUAACAAUUGUUUGAUUGCCGAUGAGUACUGGGCAUGUACCGUGGAUCAAAACCUUUUAAAAUUUCAAGACUUUGUUUUAGAGUACCACCGUCGUUUGAAUAACUUAGAGUGGGUAAUGUUUAAUGGAAACAACAAAAAGUAUGCGUUUGAGUGUGCUGAACUGGUCAUAUAUAGAGAAAGAUUUAGCUAUUACUUUGAUGAAAUUGUAAAUACAUUAUUAUGA
Molecule: messenger RNA, 1218 nt
Organism: Lodderomyces parapsilosis
Lineage: Eukaryota; Fungi; Ascomycota; Pichiomycetes; Serinales; Debaryomycetaceae
Exons: 1
Coding region: 1-1218 (405 amino acids)
Molecular function (GO): protein binding
Source: RefSeq, a predicted model, not a curated record